This is a messenger RNA of Talaromyces rugulosus, 1242 nucleotides long. RefSeq lists its product as uncharacterized. Gene Ontology annotation, biological process: translation. Gene Ontology annotation, cellular component: ribosome. NCBI's taxonomy places the organism in Eukaryota, Fungi, Ascomycota, Eurotiomycetes, Eurotiales, Trichocomaceae. Gene Ontology annotation, molecular function: structural constituent of ribosome; RNA binding. The transcript has 2 exons. The coding region runs from base 1 to 1242 and encodes 413 amino acids. The record is from RefSeq and is a predicted model, not a curated record.
AUGAGCAUCGCACGCCCGGCAAGAUGUCUGUUUUGCAGCUUGUCGCGAACUGUGUACGUGAGCGUUCGCGUGCCACGACGACAAUUCCACGCGGCACCUAUCUAUUUCAACAAGCCGAAAUCGAAACAGCCUAGUAUUGCACACGGCAAAACCCUCGAAGAGAUCGAAGAAAGCGUGACACCGACUGACUUCAAGCCAUACACCGAGGAGGAAAAGGAACUCCUGUCGAAGGAAUACACCAAGGACCAAGUUGCUGCAAUCCUGGCUGGAGAAGAAGCCAUCGAUCCCAAGGACUUGGCUUCACAGUUUGGUAUUCGGCGCGAUCCGAUGAAGCUGUACUACCUCGAUGACUUUUCUACGAUCGAGCCCGGUGUCGACAAGCACGUGCGAGCGCCGGAAUCCAACUCUGACUUCAAUGCUACCCUGAAAACAGAAGACGACUUUGCGGACGACUUUGCCAAGUUCUUCGCGGAAAUGCCUGAGAAUGCUACGGCCGCUGACUGGGUCCGUUUUACCGAGAACCUGCGCUUGACCAAGGGAAAGGAGGAGAAUGAGCGAAACCCGUCCAGCUUCCUAGUGCCAGAGCUGUUUCAAAACGGAGAGACUCUCACCCACGGCCCUGUCGUCAAUGAGUCGGAGGAUGGAAAACCUGCAGACAAGAAGUCUGAUCAGCCGACCGAGGAGAUUACCGACGCGCUGAAAAAGCUGAUGCAAUCGACGGGAUACUCUACGAUCCAGAUUAAGGGCUUCAAAAUCAAGACGCUCGUUUCCCACUCCGUCGUUAACCAAACCCGUCUCGGUAAAGUGCGCCGACAGUACUGCCUUUCUAUCGCUGGUAACGGAAAUGGACUUUUGGGUAUUGGAGAGGCCAAGUCCGAGGAGGUUGCAGAUGCAAUCAUACAGUCCAAAUACCGAGCCAUUCGAAACAUGCAGCCAAUUCUGCGAUAUGAAAACCGAACCAUUUUUGGAGACGUCCAAGGAAAGGUGGGAGCUGUUGAACUGAAGCUCAUGAACCGUCCUCCUGGCUUCGGUCUACGCUGCCAACAUCUCAUCUACGAGAUGGCUCGCGCCAGCGGUAUCCACGACCUGGCUGCCCGUGUUGACCGGUCACGCAACCCGAUGAACACUGUCAAGGCCGUCUACGAGGCUUUGAUGAGCCAAAAAGAUCCAGAGGAUAUCGCUCGUGCGCGCAACAGGAAGUUGGUGGAUGUACGAAAGGUCUACUAUGCCGGUAGAGUAUAA